Lycium ferocissimum is the source of this 1557-nucleotide messenger RNA. RefSeq lists its product as uncharacterized. The record is from RefSeq and is a predicted model, not a curated record. NCBI's taxonomy places the organism in Eukaryota, Viridiplantae, Streptophyta, Magnoliopsida, Solanales, Solanaceae. The transcript has 2 exons. The coding region runs from base 198 to 1379 and encodes 393 amino acids.
CGUUCAUGGCUUCUUCGUUGAUGAGUCUUUUGAUGUGUCACGCAAGGAGAAAAUGGCUAUUGUCUUACGAUAUAUUGAUAGAAAUGGAUUUGUGAUGGAGCGGCUUCUUGACAUUGUUCAUGUUCAAGAUACUAGUGCUUUAUCUCUAAAGAGGGCAAUUGUUAAUUUACUUGCUCAACAUUCCUUAAGUCUAUCAUAUGUGCGUGGACAAUGUUACGAUGGGGCAAAGCAAUAUGCAAGGUGAGAUCAAUGGCCUUAAAAUGUUGAUUAGGCAAGAAAGUAGAUCGGCCCAUUCCAUUCAUUGUUUUGCUCAUCAACUUCAACUAACUUUUGUUGCGGUCUCGAAAAAAUGUAUUGAAGUGGGAAAACUUGUAGUGUUGGUUUCAAAUAUUUUGAAUGUAUUGGGAUCUUCUUUUAAGCGUAUGGAUGAAUUUCGAGAUUCUCAAAAAGAAAGAAUUCAAGAGGCAUUAGAUUUGGGUGAGCUUACAACCGGUAGUGGCUUGAAUCAAGAACUUGGUCUUUCAAGAGCUUGUGAUACGCGUUGGGGAUCUCAUUUUAAAUCUUUCAACAAUUUUAUUCUUAUGUUUGGCUCUAUUCUUAAUGUUCUUGAAUCACUUGUUCUUGAUGCACGAUUAUUGGAUGAAAGAGCCAAGGCAAUGGGAUAUCUUGAAGCUUGUCGAACAUAUGAGGUUGCGUUCAUGUUGCAUUUGAUGAGUGAUGUUUUAGCAAUCACAAAUGAGCUUAAUAAAUGCUUACAAAAAAAGGAGCAAGAUUUGGCAAAUGCCAUGUUACUUGUUGAAGUAGCAAAAAUAAGGUUGCAAGCAUAUAGGGAUGAAGAAUGGGAUUCUCUUAUUGCUAGGGUGUCUUUGUUUUGUAUCAAGCAUGAAAUUUUGGUACCUAACUUUGAGGAGCCAUAUGUUAGCUCUUUAAGAUCACGAAGGAGACUUGGUGACAAUAAAGUCUCUCAUCAUUAUCGUGUUGAGGUAUUUUGCAAUAUUAUUGAUUGGCAACUUCAAGAACUUAAAGAUCGUUUUGGCGAAGCGACUUCCAUCGAUUUGCUUCAUGGAAUUUCUUGUAUGAAUCCAAUUGACUUGUUUUCAAGUUUUGAUAUCAGGAAAAUAAUGAAAAUGGCUAAAUUAUAUCCUGAUGACUUUAAUGAAUUCAAUAUGGGUUCUCUUGAGAAUCAACUUGCAAGUUACACUAUUGAUGUUCGUGAUGUUGAUGAAAGGUUCUCCAAUCUAAAAGGGCUUUGUGAUCUUUCGAAAAAAUUAGUUCAGACAAAGAAGCAUUCAAAUUAUCCUCUUGUAUUCAACUUAGUGAAACUUGCUUUGCUUCUGCCGGUUGCCACUGCAUCCGUUGAAAGAGCUUUUCAGCAAUGAAGUUUAUCAAGAAUGACUUGCGGAGUCAAAUGAGUGAUGAUUUUUUUAGCGGUUGUUUGGUGCCUUAUCUAGAAAAAGAUGUAUUUGAUAAUGUUUCUAAUGAUGCUAUUAUUAAGACAUUUCAAGAUAUGAAACCUCGUAGAGUACAAUUGUAAAACUCCAUGGUUCUUGCUUGUGU